UAAGUGCACAAACUAUAGUGAAAUUUCUGUUUAAUGGAGUUCAGCCUCAGUAAGACACUCCUGUUUGGCUGGAGUGGCAUAAAAAAAGAAGAGUCUCUGGGGUUUCAUGCACUGUAUGCAGGCUGAGCAUGUGUUUAAAUAACUGUUUGUACAGGAUUUUGAGCUCUAGUCUGGUAUUUUUUGUGAAGUGGUUUUCAAUGUGUUUAGGUCUUGUAUUUUAGUAUUGAUAUUUUCACCAAAGUCUACAUCGGAGUCUUAGAAAAGGUGGCAAGUGUUUUUCAAAAAAAACCUGUCUAGCACAGUUUAAAUGAAGCCAGGAAUGUAGUUGGUAUAACUAACCAAUGUUCUGAUUGCAUCUGAAUAGUCUGGCUUUGCUCUUCACUUGAUACCCUUUCCAUCUGUCUGUUUUUUCUACCUGCUCACCUUCAUGGUUCAAAGUUAGUUCAUAUCUCUUGUCUCUAAACAUCCUUUUUUGGAUGCCUGCCAAGCCACCUGGUUCUCUUCUGUCUUUUCUUGAGUGUAUUGUGCAACUGCUGUUUUAGCCUAUAUUCUUGAGAUUUCUUUUUUCCUUCUCAAUUGUUGACUUUGGAUACAUAGUCCAGCCCUUCUUCUCUGUAUCAUCUCCCAGUAAAUACAUACAGGUCAUCUACUUCUCGAUAGCCUUUUUCUCCAGAAAGUCUUUACUACUUCCCCACUGAGUUGUAAGAGAACCCAGAAAAAUAUUUGGAAAAGCAUUGAGAGGUGUGUAAGGUUAGAACAAAGAGCUGCAUUUUAGCCACUGCAUUUUGGAUCUGCCAUGGGUUCCUGGAAUCAAAGCUCACUGCAAGAGGUGGCCUCAGCAACAUGCUGUUUCAGUGCUCACUACCUGAUACCAUUGAGACACUUGCAGAUGAACCACGGAAAGUUCUCCUGCGCUUAUAUGGUGCAAUCCUGCAGAUGAGGUCCUGUAAUAAAGGAGAGUCUGUACAGUCUCAGAAGGAAAAUGACUUGCAAGGGGCAGAAGCCAUGGUUCUGGAAAGUGUUAUGUUUGCCAUUCUUGCAGAGCGAGCUCUUGGCCCAAAGCUGUAUGGAAUCUUUCCACAAGGGCGACUGGAGGAAUUCAUUCCCAGCAGGAAGCUCAGUACUGAAGAACUAAGCUUACCUGACAUAUCUGCUGAAAUAGCUGAGAAGAUGGCUAGAUUUCAUGGCAUGAAAAUGCCAUUUAAUAAAGAACCUAAGUGGCUUUUUGGAACAAUGGAAAAAUAUCUAAAUCAGGUGCUGAGGAUUAAAUUUACCAGAGAGUCCAGAACUAGAAAACUGAACAAACUCCUCAGUUACAAUCUUCCCCAGGAAAUGAAAAAUCUAAGAGCUAUGCUUGAAGCUACUUCAUCACCAGUUGUAUUUUGCCACAAUGACUGUCAAGAAGGUAAUGUCUUACUUCUGGAAGGCAGAGAGAAUUCAGAAAACCAAAAGCUGAUGCUCAUUGACUUUGAAUACAGCAGCUAUAAUUACCGAGGAUUUGACAUUGGAAAUCACUUUUGUGAAUGGAUGUAUGAUUACACGUAUGAGAAAUACCCAUUCUUCAAAGCUAGUGUUCUUAAAUAUCCUUCAAAGAAGCAACAGCUUCAUUUUAUCUCCAGUUACCUGUCUGCAUUCCAUGAUGGCUUUGAAAAUCUGAGCAAUGAAGAGAAGUCCAAACUAGAAGAAGAAGUGUUGAUAGAAGUUAACAGGUUUGCCCUUGCAUCACACUUCUUCUGGGGUCUGUGGUCUAUUAUACAAGCAAAGAUCUCAUCCAUUGAGUUUGGUUACCUGGAAUAUGCGUUAUCCAGAUUUGAUGCAUACUUUGAUCAGAAGAAGAAGCUGAAGGUGUGAAUGUGGGAGGAGUGGCCUGUUGGUUACUGUAUGAAGAGGGCAGCUGGACAGAACUUACACUGUGCUUAGGCUACUGUAUCUCUAACGAAGGUGUCACUGAAUUCCAGUUCCUUGGAACACAGGUGUACAGUACUGAUGACUGUAUAAAAAUGACUUGUUUACAGUUUCGUAAAUACUUGGAAUGAGAUUGGGAGGCAAAAGUAAAAUACAACAGUGCAAUAUCUUUAAAUCUCUUUGAUCUAGAAGAUAUUUUAUAUUAUGGGAGAAGCUUACAAUUAACUGUCAAUACCACAUGUACCAGAGCAAACAGUGUUACUGUGAGUACAUUUUCUAGAGGGGUGUUGGCAUUAUGGUUUAUGUUGUAAGUGGAACAGUUGUAAAAGAUGAUUCAUUGUAGAUGCUGCCUCUUAAUGAGAAGGAAAAGCGAAGGAGACAACUGUUAAACUGUGAAGUAGGCUUAAAAUCUUACGGUGAGAUUUGGUUCAACAUGCCCCAUGAACACUAUCUUUAAAGCUGCUGAUAUGUUACACCACUUUAACCAUAAAGCAACUAAACACAUUGAAGCAGUACGCUUUAAAGUGUUAUCUACACAUACGUGAAUGUUUCUCUUAAGCUGGUGUGCCUGUGAAGUACAAAUGAACUUUGAACUGGGCAUUCUGAAGGAGUUUGUCCUGAACUGUUCAUUCCAUGCCCUUCAAGAACAUGCUUUAGCCCAGCCUGGUUGUCUCUUAAAAUGCUGUGUCCUGCACAGGGGGUUCUGUGGGCUGGCAGCACUGGAAAGAGUGCCUUGAAUUGCUCUAGCAACUCCCCAGAUAACUGGAUUGGCAUUGAAAAUACUUGUAAUUGGAGCCCAUCUCUCUUCUUGUGUUGCCACAGUAUAUGGCUGUAAGAAAUAGUAGAGCCAAAGACUGCGGAGAACACUUCAGGAAAUUGCUUUUCUGCCCAUCCAAUGCUUAUGUGGCUUGGGAGGUGCUUUUUUUGCACCUUCAAUUUUCAUCAUGUUCCAGCAAUCCAGUGAAGUGGAGUGUCUUGUGGGGGGAACAAUAAUGUGCAUAUUGAAACUUGAGUAUAAUCUGUGUACAUGUCAUCUAAAGAUUUCUUUAGAUUUUUGGGAGCUUGUUUGUUUUGAAUGUUAUUUGUUUGUGCUUUCUAACACACUGUAUUAUAAAUAAUAAACUUCUAAGUCUACCCUUUUCACUUGUAUAGCAAAUACUGUUUCAAGCAGCUGAAAAAUGCAGCAUUUCAUGUACUGUAUAGCAUAACUUGUAAAAGCUGUCAUUUUAUUCUCUAGUAUAGAGAAUCAUUUUCCAUACACUGAGUUAUUAAUACUUUAUAAUAAAUAUAAAGCACUUAAAAACA
Aquila chrysaetos chrysaetos is the source of this 3210-nucleotide messenger RNA. It is a transcript of the gene CHKA, whose product is annotated as choline kinase alpha. Bases 844 to 1851 code for a protein of 335 amino acids. Gene Ontology annotation, biological process: CDP-choline pathway; phosphatidylethanolamine biosynthetic process. The record is from RefSeq and is a predicted model, not a curated record. Gene Ontology annotation, molecular function: choline kinase activity; ethanolamine kinase activity. Lineage: Eukaryota; Metazoa; Chordata; Aves; Accipitriformes; Accipitridae. Gene Ontology annotation, cellular component: cytoplasm. The transcript has 12 exons.